Molecule: messenger RNA, 1501 nt
Organism: Suillus subalutaceus
Lineage: Eukaryota; Fungi; Basidiomycota; Agaricomycetes; Boletales; Suillaceae
Exons: 8
Coding region: 173-1222 (349 amino acids)
Biological process (GO): translational initiation
Cellular component (GO): eukaryotic translation initiation factor 2B complex
Molecular function (GO): translation initiation factor activity; guanyl-nucleotide exchange factor activity
Source: RefSeq, a predicted model, not a curated record
GUGAUGUACAGCAAUCUCUCGUACAAUAAUUACAUCCAUUACUUGUAAGUAGGACAAGCGCCUAUAUGUCCCCCGUCUCACGUGAUCUUAGAGUCAUGCUAUCAUCAUCUCUGCAAGGAAUGUUGAAGGAACUCUAACACCUCCCCAGUACCUUCAAAUUACUCCCUUUGUCAUGCCAGGCCUUGCAACUACGGGGGUAAAUGCAUCAGCCUCUGCUUCCCCUGUGGUUUCUUUCGAUAUCUGCGAAACUUACGCUUCAUUCCUGAAGAAUGAGGAGCUAUCGGCUCCCCUCGCUGCGAUCCUAGCCCUGAGCAAGUUGAUUGAGAUAUCGGAUGCUGGGACCAUGCUUGAACUAGUGAAAGCUCUAAAUGACGGUGCAGGAGCUUUGAAGGCCUCAACUUCCAAUCCCAUCAGUUUGAACGCUGGGUGCGAAUUAUUCAUCGCGUUUGUCACACUGCUCCCGCAUGAUUCCGCAAGUUUCUCCGAUUUAAAACUGGAACUUGUUAGACAAGGCCAAAAAUAUGCUACUGAGGCUCUCACUUAUCGCGAUAAAAUUGCAAGCCUUGCGUUGGGGUUCAUCAAAGAUGGUUCGGUGAUCCUUACUCAUUCCUAUUCGAGAGUCGUGAUGAAGACCCUACUCCGUGCCCAUGAGAGAAAGAGAAUAUCGGUCUACGUGACAGAAGCACGGCCUCGUGGCUUAGGCCUACGGACCUAUGAAGAACUUACUGCCGCAGGUAUACCCUGCACGGUAGUGCUAGAUUCGGCGGUAUCAUAUGUCAUGGAUAAGGUAGACUUUGUCCUAGUGGGAUCAGAAGCUGUCGUAGAAAGUGGCGGCCUGAUCAAUGCCGUUGGCAGUAACCAGAUCGCAAUCAUUGCACAAGCCGCGAAUAUCCCCUUUUAUGCCCUCGCUGAGAGUUACAAAUUCCAUCGUCUAUUCCCGCUAUCACAGUAUGACCUGCCAACGCACACAUCCAAUAUUCUGUCUUUUCCUUUGUCCCCGGGAGGCAAUGUUGCGUCACCUCCGACCACGGGCGCGAUCAAAUCAGCACAUGAAAAGUCCGGUGAUGCCGACUACAUACGACAAAUGACACCCGAACAAAUUUCGUGCAACCCUGGAGUGGACUAUACCAGACCGGACCUGAUUACGCUGGUAUUCUCCGACGUUGGCAGCUUGACUCCUGAAGGGGUCAGCCAAUAUGUUGUGGGGAUGUUUGCAGGAUAACAAAAUUGUCCAUUUAUUCCUCAUCACCAAUCGCCUUCAUCCGGCGAUAGGCACGAUAGAGUUUACAAUUAGCCUUUGUCAUUUUCAAGAUCAGUUGCAGAUCAACCUGCGUGUAAGCGGGAUCUUUCUGUGGUGCAAUGUUAAUCAGGAGGAGGGACGUCAUAUUCUUCUGGUGUUCAACCGCAUUUGCGGCCGCCCUUGAGAUGAAACAUGCGUAAUCCUGCGGGAGAGACCCAGGCCAAUACUUCGGCGCCAUCAGUCUGAUUCUGGAUGAUAAAG